AUGGCGGCGCGCGGCGACGGCGGCGGCGGCGGGAGCCCGAGCAGAAGCAGCGGCUACGGUUUGCUCCUCGGCGUCCUGGUCACCGCUGCGGGGAGCUGUGUGGCCACCACGCACUGGAUAGUGACGGAGGACGGGAAAAUCCAGCAGCAAGUAGAUUCACCUCUUAAUCUGAAGCAUCCACAUGAUCUAGUGGUUUUCAUGAGACAAGAGGCCACAGUUGACUACCUCAAGGAGUUGGAAAAACACUUAGUAGCUCGCAAAAUUUAUAUAGAAGAAAAUGAAGAUCGGGACACCGGUUUGGAACAGAGGCAUUACAAAGAAGACUCUGACUGCAUUAAAGCUAAGGUUCCUCUUGGGGACCUUGAUCUAUACGAUGGAACAUACAUUUCUUUAGAGAGGAAACAUAUCAGCCCUGAAGAAUACAUUGAUGCAAAGACCCCAUUACCACCAGAUCUAGAAAAACCAGACUGCACAAAAAUGAUGGAACUUCCUUUUAGUAUUCAUGCCUUUCAGCACUUAAGGGGUGUUCAAGAGCGUAUGAAUCUCACAGCGCCUGUGUUAUCAAAAGAGGAUCGUAUCUUUCUUAGCUUGUCAAGACGGUUGGGUAGAAACCUAGAAGAAAUAGGGCAUCGAAUUAAUGGCGCCUUGCUCAAGAACAUAUCUUCAUGGGUAUUGUAUAAUAUGGCCUCUUUUUACUGGAGGAUGAAGAAUGAGCCAUAUCAGGUGGUGGAAUGUGCUAUUCGAGCACUGCACUUUUCUCCACGGCAACAUAAAGAUGUAGCUUUGGUGAAUUUGGCCAAUGUAUUGCACCGGGCCCAUUUCUCAGCAGAUGCAGCCAUAUUGGUCCAUGCAGCAAUGGAUGUGUCCACAGAUUUCCUCACAAACCAUUACACUCUUGGAAACAUUUAUGCGAUGUUGGGGUCAUAUAACACCUCAGUACUUUGUUAUGAUCAGGCACUGAUCAUAAAACCUGGUUUUGAACAUGCUAUGAAAAAGAAACAUGCAGUUCUAUGUCAGCAAAAGUUGGAGCAGAAGCUGGAGGCACAACACAGGUCUCUGCAGCGGACUUUAAAUGAACUGAAAGAAUACCAGAAGCAACAUGAUCAUUACCUCAGACAGCAGGAGAUACUGGAGAAACACAAAGUUAUACAAAAUGAACAGCUACUGAGAAACAUAAUCCAUGAAACACAAAUGGCUAAAGAGACUCAGCUAGGAAACCACCAGAUUUGUCGCUGGGUGAAUCAACAGCAGAUUUUGCACUGCCAGUGGGACCGUCCUGUGCGUUACACUAGGGGAGAUGUAUUUGACAGUGUAGAAUAUGUGCAGUUUGGUGAGGACAGUUCAACUGCUAGUAUGAUGGCACUUGAGAUAAGUUAUGAUAUGAAUAUGACUUGGAAUGACGAAAAACUGCAAUUCCCAACACCACCACCAGCAGGUCGAUCGGUUUUGGACAUAUGGGGAAAAGGUUCCUCCAUAUAUAACGAUAUUUUGUGGCCAAAAAGAUCGGACUGUAUGCAAUCCUAUCCAACAAUCCCCAAUCCAUCUGGUCUUCCAACAUACUUUCUACCUCCAGAAUACAAAGGUUUUGGUGUCUGGUCACUCUUGAUGCCUUCAGGAAACGAGGAUAGGGCAGGGGCCAGCCAUGUUCCAACCUGUUCCUCCAUGCUAGAUUUCCGCAAUAAUGAGAAACUUUACCAGUUAGUGAAAGACCUGGAAAAAAGACGAGAUUUGCAAUCCGGAAUACCAGACCACUAUGCUAAACAGGCUUUGUUUUACCAUUUGAAUAUUACAGAGGAGGAAGCUGGAGAGGUGAUCUCACAGGCUGUUAAAAGGAAAACUGGUCCACUAUGGUUGUUGUUGAAUGAAGCAGGUCUGUACUGGCGAGCGAUUGGGAAUACUACCUCUGCUCUUGCAUGCUUGAGACGGGCGUUGAAUUUGGUUCCAGAAGACUAUAUGGACAUUCCAUUAGUUAACUUAGCUAACCUGCUAAUUCAUAUUGGGUUGCAUCAGGAUGCCAGCAAUCUUUUGCUGAAAGCACUUGCUAUUAACAACACAGAGCCACUGACUUUUUUAAGCUUGGGAAAUGCGUACCUGGCUAUGAAGAAUGUGAGUGCAGCUCUUCAAGCCUUCAGGACAGCAUUGGCGAAAACAACAAGAUGUCUAGAAUGUGACAACCUGAACAACCUGAAAUUAAUACGUUGUUUGCAGUUUUACCCAUUCCUAUACAACCUCACAUCAUCCAAGUGCUCAGAAGGAAACUGUUACAGCGGGGAACAAGAUGUGGUAAUUGACGAGCAUCAAAGAGUCGCCAAAGCCACUAAGGAAAGAAACCGAGAGGAGGCUUCUCAUCCAUUCAAAGACUCAGUUGGAGAUUCCUCACCAUCUGACCUUAAAAAUGUAAUUGUAACAGAAAACAACAGCACUGACAGAAGUGAAAUCUCCGAAACGUUGGAGCCCUCUAAAGGUCCUCCUCCUACAGCCAACAUCUUUGAAAAUACUUGGCCCUCGGAAGAAGACCUGCUAGGAGCAUUUGAGGGAGCAUUUGAAGUCAAAGGCCAUCGGGUAGACUUGCAGGGUAUUCGGGUUUUGAAGAAGGGUGUUCAGGAUGGAGUGCCAGGAUCCUGCUUUGGAGAUUGUGAAGACGAUGACGAUGAGGAGGCAGAAUGGAUAACUGUUCAAGUUAAGCGAAUCAAGAAGCCAAAAAUAGACAGCUUGGAUACUCAGGAGUACAAUGGCCGGAAUACUGAAAAUAAUGAUGGUUAUCUGGUAAAUGAGGAAGAUUAUGGUCACUUUCGUUCUGCAUUUGAAAUAAGUGGCCCUAAGGUGCCCUCUCCAGGACCGCAAGGGAAAAGGCGAGAUUAUAUCAGCCUUGGGUGGCCCAGCCCUGAUGAAUGCCUGAAAAUCCGUAGAGUGGAACUCACAACUGUAGCUAGCACGUGGCUAGCAGUAUCAGCCAAAAAUAUAGAUAUUACAGAACAUAUUGACUUUGCUACACCACUGCAGGAACCAGCAGUGGAACCUGUGUGCAAUGCCAAUCUCCCUGCCAGUAUGCAUACCUUAGACCAUUUGUAUGGAGUGGCAAAUCGACUCAGUAUACAUUAUACUGGAGAGAGCCAACUGAAGGAGGUUUUACAGAACCUAGGCAAAGAGAAGUAUCCACCUCAGUCUUUUGAGCAGGUUGGAACACGGAUUGCCAAGGUGUUGGAGAAGAAUCAAACAUCCUGGGUGCUUUCAAGUAUGGCUGCACUGUAUUGGAGGGUCAAAGGCCAAGGGAAGAAAGCUAUUGACUGUCUACGUCAAGGAUUACACCACGCACCCCAUCACAUGAAGGAUGUGCCGCUGAUAAGCUUGGCAAAUAUAUUCCACAAUGCUAAACUAUGGGAUGAUGCAAUUGUGGUUGCUACUAUGGCAGUGGAAAUUGCUCCACACUUUGUUGUAAAUCACUUUACACUGGCUAAUGUCUAUGUAGCAAUGGAGGAGUACGAAAAAGCAAUGCGAUGGUAUGAGUCUACUCUGAAACUACAACCAGAGUUCGCACCAGCAAAAGAUCGUGUUCGUACAAUCCAGUGUCAUUUGUUGCUGAAAAAGGGGAGGCGUUCUCCAUAAGAAUGAAAACCUAAACAUGAAAAUUAGACUUAACUGUUUGCUUUCGACCAGUGAAGCUGGUAUCUGUCCGGCUGACUUGAGAGAGUUUGUAUUUGUGAGAAAUGUUUAAAUCAGUGGAUGGAAAAUCAAGAGCUCUGGGACAAAGCUUUAAAAAGUAUUGUAGGUAUCAUACCUUUUAAUAUAAUUACAGGAAAGAAAAAUUAAAUGCAUCAAGAAAAAAAAAUGUAAGUGGCAUUGAUUUUGCAUUUAAAAAGAUAAUGUACAACCGGUUCUCAGAUUGUUUAUGUAUGCAGGAUCGAGUCAGAAACUGCACUUUAAUUAUAAAUUCUUGUGGGUGAUAAGAGGGCACCUAUUUGUAGGUGAAACAAUAAACCAUUUCUUAACAA
Callorhinchus milii (elephant shark) is the source of this 3992-nucleotide messenger RNA. RefSeq names its product tetratricopeptide repeat domain 17 (gene ttc17). Gene Ontology annotation, cellular component: cytoplasm; actin cytoskeleton. Bases 1 to 3606 code for a protein of 1201 amino acids. The record is from RefSeq and is a predicted model, not a curated record. Gene Ontology annotation, molecular function: protein binding. The transcript is spliced from 25 exons. Lineage: Eukaryota; Metazoa; Chordata; Chondrichthyes; Chimaeriformes; Callorhinchidae. Gene Ontology annotation, biological process: actin filament polymerization; cilium organization.